Messenger RNA from Bursaphelenchus xylophilus (pine wood nematode), 1894 nucleotides. Lineage: Eukaryota; Metazoa; Nematoda; Chromadorea; Rhabditida; Aphelenchoididae. The record is from the annotation of a GenBank genome assembly.
AUGAUCAAAAAGAAGGCCGGUGGACCUAAGAAAACCGUUGCUAAGAAAGCCCAAGUAAAACCAGUGGCAAAAGAGAGAGGAAAGUCUAGCAAACGACAGAAAAGUGCCAAGUCAGUAGAAGAUGAUCAACAAGAAGAGCAAGUCGUCGCUCAAAAAAAGUUAAAAUUAUUUGAGGAAGAAGUAAGUACAUCUAUUUGUUUCUUAUUUAAAUUUAGCAAGACUCCGAUGACCUACAAGAUAACUUCAGUGGAGAGAGCGAUGAAGGAUUGGACCAUGAUGAUGAUGAUGGAAACGACUCGGAGAAUUCAGACGUUUCUGACGACGACGAUGGAGAAAUGGAGAUUGAAAAGAAGUCCAAGAAGCUGAGAGCCAAGCAAAGGAAAGACGCGUACGUACUUUGACUUUUCUUGUAUUUCAAAUUGAAGUGUUUGCUGAUUUUUAAUUUUUUAGGCAACUGGCUGAGGAAGAAUUGCAACUGAAUGUGGCGAACACUGCUACCUAUGAGUUACCAACGGUUGAGGAAGCCGAACAAGAACUGAAAUCGACUAUGGAUCUUCAGAUGGUCAAGGAGAGAAUUCAAGAAAUUGUUGAGGUUCUAGGCGAUUUCAAUAAUAGAAGACAAGAAGGCAGGAGUCGCGCUGAUUAUCUCAAGGUUCUGAAGAUGGCACUGUUGUCUUAUUAUAGUGAUUACAACGAAUUUCUCAUGGAGAAGUUUAUGGAAUUGUUCCCGAACCCGACUGAAGUAGGCUAGCGCGCUUUAGCGGAUCUAUUUUUGUUUAGUUGAUGGAAUUCAUCGAUGCCAGCGAUCAACCAAGACCUGUAACCAUCAGAGCGAAUCCAUUGAAGACUAGACGAGGGGAUCUGGCCAGAUCUCUUAUCUCUCGAGGGAUGAAUGUCGAUCCUGCUGCGAAAUGGACAAAGGUCGGAUUGGUGGUGUAUGAUUCGCAGGUUCCAGUGGGUGCCACCCCUGAGUACCUAUCCGGUCACUACACCAUCCAAGGUCUUUGUUCUUUCCUUCCGGUCAUGGCAUUGGCCCCACAGCCCGAGGAAAGGGUACUUGAUAUGUGCGCUGCUCCAGGUGGUAAAACAAGUCACAUUGCGUCACUUAUGAAAAACACCGGCAUCUUAUUUGCAAAUGAUUUCAAUGUAAGUUCGUCUGGUUCGGGUUAACCAAUGGGGUUUGCUGAUACAUAACAACUUAUUUGAUUCCAGCCUAAUCGUUUGAAAGCCGUUGUGGGUAACCUUCAUCGUAUGGGGGUGAAUAAUAGUAUUGUGUCCAAUCUGGACGGAGCUGAAUAUGCAAAGAUUCAACCGCAAUCAUUUGAUCGAGUACUUUUGGACGCUCCAUGCAGUGGCACUGGAGUUAUAUGGAAGGAUCAUUCCGUGAAGUCCAGCAAAGACGAAGAAGACAUCAAAGCUCGGUAUGUCACCCAAAGACGCUUGCUGCUGGCUGCGAUUGAUAGCGUUGAUGCCAAGUCAAAGACUGGAGGAUAUGUUGUUUACUCAACUUGCUCGGUUCUUGUUGAAGAGAAUGAAGCCGUGGUUCAGUAUGCAUUGGAGAAAAGGAAUGUAAAAUUGGUACCUAUGGGGCUGGAUGUAGGAGUUCAAGGAUUCACAAAGUAAGAGCGACAUUAUUUUGCUUCUGCUUCCAUUGGAUGUGUUUCAUUUAAGUUGUGGUUUUAGAUAUCGUCAGUAUCGUUUCCAUCCUUCUAUGUCCGAAACAAGGAGAUAUUACCCACAUGUUCACAACAUUGAUGGAUUCUUCGUAUCAAAACUGAAGAAGCUGUCAAAUGAUGUCAAAAAACCAAAAGAGAAACAGAAUGGAGAAACAGAAAAAAAAGAAGAAACCAAGAAACCACAAAAGAAGUGGAAAGGAAACAACAAACAAAAGUAA